Molecule: messenger RNA, 2251 nt
Organism: Thalassophryne amazonica
Lineage: Eukaryota; Metazoa; Chordata; Actinopteri; Batrachoidiformes; Batrachoididae
Gene: prkg1l
Product: protein kinase cGMP-dependent 1, like
Exons: 20
Coding region: 186-2243 (685 amino acids)
Biological process (GO): protein phosphorylation
Molecular function (GO): ATP binding; cGMP-dependent protein kinase activity
Source: RefSeq, a predicted model, not a curated record
CACUCCACUGCCUCGGUCAUGUGAUCGCUUGCUGUCUGAGCCCAGCCCUGGGCAGCCUGGUGAAGGAGCGAAGCAUCCGUCACACAGAAAAGCUCUGCACCUGUCGAUCAGAGUGCAUGUCGAACACGAACAAACAUAUUCUGAACAAGUGAGGACACUUCCACAUCAUCAGAGGCUGUGCGGUGAUGGGGACACUUCGAGACCUCCAGUUUGCCCUGCAGCUGAAGAUUGAGGAGCUUCGUCAGAGGGACACGCUAAUUGAUGAAUUAGAGCUGGAGUUGGACACCAAGGAUGAGCUCAUUCGGAGGCUGCAGGAAGAACUGGAUCGCUGCAGGGCCACCGUGUCCCUGCCAGGACCAUCUGUAAUCACUGCUGCUGAAGGUGUGGAGAACCACAGAAGGACAAUUUGUGAACCUCUUAGUCCGGACCUAGUAACUGUAAGCUUGCUUCCUGACAAAAGCUGUGAGAAGAGCCAGCGGUCUCAGAUGAUGAUUCAAGCAGCAUUCAUGAAGAGUGACUUGUUGAAGAACCUAGAUGAAGGAGAAAUCAGAGCUGUCACGGCAUGUAUGGUUUCCAUCACCAUCCACCGAGGCUGCUGUGUCAUUCAGGAGGGAACACGUGGGGCCCAGGCCUAUAUUUUAGAAGAUGAGUUUGUGUUCUUCACAGAGGGCAGGUUGGACGUGACAAAGGACGGACACAAACUGCUCGUGCUGGAACCAGAAAAUCUGUUUGGGGAACUGGCGCUCCUAUAUAACUGCACCCACACCUACUCUGUCUCAGCACAGACAGUCAGCAGGCUCUGGGUUAUUGACCGUAAAACUUAUCAAAAUAUACUGAUGCAGAGAAACUUCAGCAGCCUUUCUCAUGCCAUGGAGCUUCUCAGCAGUGUUUCCUUCUUGCAGUCAUUACCACGGGAUGUCAUCAUGAAAAUGUCUGAUCUCAUGGAGGAGAUGCACUACGGUAAAGGUGACUACAUUAUUCGCCAAGGUGCCACUGGUGAUACGUUCUAUAUAAUUAGCAAAGGCCAGGUGAAAGUGACAGAACAUACUCCAGGAUGUGAAGAGCAGGUCAUCCUUUCAGAACUCUCUGAAAGACACUGGUUUGGAGAAAAAGCUCUGUGGGGAGAUGAUGUGCGGACUGCCAGUGUGAUUGCUGCCAGUGAUGUGACAUGCUUGGUAAUAGACAGAGAGACCUUCAAAGAUGUCAUGAGUGGAUUGGCAUUUGAUGAAAGUCACAAUGUGCAACAAAGUGAUGAAUCCAGUGUCAGCAGUUCAGACGAGGAUCCUAUGCUUCUCUCAUGUGCCACGCUGAGGGACUUCCUAGUUCUUGGCACCCUGGGAGUUGGGGAGUUUGGUCACGUAGACCUGGUACAACUAAAGAGCAACGUUAAGUGUGUGUUUGCCAUGAAGGUUCUUAAGAGCACGCUGAUUUUUAACAAUGGCCAACAAGAGCACAUCCGGAGAGAGCGACGCAUCUUGACAGACCUUCACUGCCCAUUUGUUGUCAGGCUGUACAGAACCUACCGAGGUGCCGAGUGUGUGUACAUGUUGACAGAGGCGUGUCUUGGUGGGAAUCUUUGUCGUCUUCUCAGAGAUAAAGGAUCCUUGGAUGAAUGCAGUACCAGGUUCUACACGGCUUGUGCUGUCCAGGCUUUAACCUACCUCCACUGUCACGGCAUCAUCUAUAGAGAUUUGAAACCAGAAAAUGUUGCUGUGGAUGAUCGUGGAUAUGCCAAACUGAUGAUAUCAAGAUGUGUCAAAAAAGUUGAAUUGGGUCAUAAAACCUGGACCUUCUGUGGCACACCAGGCUACAUGGCCCCCGAAAUCAUCCUGAACAGAGGCCACAGUACGGCAGUAGAUUUCUGGUCACUGGGCAUUUUUGUCUUUGAGCUCCUGAGUGGUGGCCUCCCAUUCAGCGGUCACGACCAGAUGAAUAUUCUCACUGCAACCAUACGUGGCAUCGAUCAGAUCGACGUGCCGAAAUCCAUCAGCAAAAGCGCCUCCAGUCUCAUCAAGAAACUGUGCAGGAACAAUCCCUCUGAGAGGCUCGGCAGUCAGACAAAGGGAGCCAAGGAAAUUCAGAAGCACAAAUGGUUUGAAGGAUUCAACUGGGACGGCCUCUGUAAAAGCACAUUAAAGCCACCGAGCAUUCCCAAACUACAGUCUCUUUUGGACAACAGUGAGACUGCCUAUUAUACUGAGCACAACUCAGUAAUGCUGUGCACAAAUUGGGAUGAUUUCUGAAUAAAAAA